This is a messenger RNA of Sesamum indicum (sesame), 3081 nucleotides long. Its product is annotated as WEB family protein (DUF827). Lineage: Eukaryota; Viridiplantae; Streptophyta; Magnoliopsida; Lamiales; Pedaliaceae. Gene Ontology annotation, cellular component: cytosol. The record is from RefSeq and is a predicted model, not a curated record. Gene Ontology annotation, biological process: chloroplast avoidance movement; chloroplast accumulation movement.
AUCCCACUUGAAUAUUGUACACUAAGCAAAGUCUGUGUGCAAGAAGAGCUUUCUUUGUCUUUGUUUGUAGCUCUCGUGAUCAAACAGCAAAAGGCCAAUUAGUUCAAUUAAAUUCGGUAAAAUAUAAUCCAAAAAACCCAUCUCCAUCAACUAUGUUUUUGCACCUUUUUCCGCUCAGUCAGCGUUUGGCCGGUGCUCUUUGCUGACCUGGUACUCCUCUGAUUUGCUCGUGUGAUAUUUAACCCUCAUAAAAGGCAAGAAAUUUUCAAAACUCUGUGUUCUCUUCUCUCCGACCUGUUGAAAUUUGUGUACAAGUUCUUCGAUGGGUUUCUUCUUGUUUUAUCCAUCCCAACAGUGAGCUCAACUUUCGAAAAAUACUGUUGUUUCCUUGCUUGCCCUUGUGUUCUUUUUGUUUUUCUUUGUGGCUGGAAAUUCUGUGAGGUGAUUUUCUUGAGGGGGGGCUCUGGAGGUUCAGAGUUUUGGAGUUUUCUCGGUGGUGGGUUUCGCGUGGCUUGCAGAUUCUGAUAGAAAGAUUUUUGACUUUUUGGAGACUGUUGAGAGGUUGUUGAAGUUGAUCGAGAUUUCUCACUGCCCAUCGAUUUUUUACUGCCGCGGAAAGACCCUUUUCGGGAUUUGAGUGUUUUGAUGAUUUCUAGGGUUUACGGUGACCUUUUGUCUGCUGGCUCCCUCUCUCAUAUGAUUUGGGUUUUUGAGUUCAAGACAACAAUUUUUCAGUGAGAUAUUCGGGAUUGAAGUUGUUUACUUAAGCAUAAAUUUGAGGUUUAUUCGUUUCAUCAUACCUGGUGGCGCAAGCUUCUCCAGAAACAAGCAAGCUGGGAAAGAAAAAUUGAGCAAUUAUGGUGGCAAAAGAUUAUCAGAAAACUAAAGGAUCGACCAAAGCUGAGGUGGGGGAAAUCGACACCAGCGCACCAUUUCAGUCUGUCAAAGAUGCUGUCAGCUUAUUUGGUGAAGGAGCUUUUUCAGGGGAAAAACCUGCCAUUAGGAAGCCAAAACCACAUUCUGCAGAACGAGUGCUGGCAAAAGAGACACAGCUUCACUUGGCCCAGAAGGAGUUGAAUAAGUUGAAGGAACAACUGAAAAGUGCUGAGACCACUAAAGAUCAGGCUCUUUUAGAGCUUGAAAGAGCUAAACGGACUGUUGAGGAUCUGACCCGGAAGCUUAAAAUUGUUAAUGAAUCCAAGGAUACGGCAAUUAGGGUUACAGAAGUGGCUAAGCAUCAGGCAGUGCAGUUUGCCGAAACGAACAAUGAUUGUUUUAAAGGAGCUAAUGCGUCUUCAAAUAAGGAUCUUGAAACUGCAAGAACUCAGUAUACGGCUGCAGUUGCUGAACUUGAUGUGGCAAAGCAGGAGCUAAGGAAACUUCGUCAGGAAUAUGAUGCAUAUGUGGAAGCAAAAGAGAUAGCUGCAAAGCAAGCAGCUGAAGCUGAGAAUGCUGCGAAAGUGAACAUGGGAAGAGUUGAUGAGCUAUCCAAGGAAAUAGCAAGUGUACAGGACUCUUUUCAGCAAGUGAAGCUUGCAAGUCUACAAGCAAAGGAAGAGGAAACAAAGAUCUGUGCUGACAAGGACAAACAGAAACAAUUAUACAAAGAGAGACUUGAAGAAUCAGUUAAACGGUUGCUUGCUUUGAAGAAAAAUAUUGAUCCUGAGCUCAUAAAAAAUUUGGAGAUUCAACUUAGUCAAACCUUGUCGGAAAGUGAAGCUCUAAGAAAUGAGAUGGAUAAUGCGAGAUCUGCUGAUCUUGAUUCUGUUAAGACUGUUACUAUGGAAUUGGAUGGUGCUAAAGAAUCACUAAAUAAAGUGGCAGAAGAGGAGAGCUCACUGAGAAGCCAGGUGGAGACCCUUAAGGUGGAGCUGGAUACCAUUAAAAAGGAGCAUUCUGAAUUAAAGGAGAAGGAAGCAGAGACCGAAUCAAUUGCAGGUAUUCUGCAUGUGAAGCUCCGGAAAGCUAAGUCUGAGCUUGAAGCAGCACUUGCUGAAGAAGCUAAAGUCAGAGGCGCUUCUGAUGAAAUGAUUGCUUCCAUCCACCAGCUAGCUUCAGAGAGUGAAAAUGCAAAGCAUGAAGCUCAAGAGAUGAAGGAGAAAGCUGAAGAGCUUCAAAGAGAAGCAGAAGCCACAAGAAUUGAGCUGGAAGAAGUAGAAGAGAAACUCAGAGUUGCGAUAGAUGAGAAUGAAGAAGCCAAGGCAGCUGAGGCUAGGGCCCUUGAUCAAAUAAAGAUGCUGUCAGAGAAAACUGAUGCUGCACGUGCCUCAACUUCAGAACCUGGAGCCCAGAUUACAAUGUCGAGGGACGAGUAUGAAGCCCUGAGCCGAAAGGCUGAAGAAUCUGAAAAAUUAGCAGAUAUGAAAGUUGCAGCUGCAAUGGCUCAAGCGGAAGCUGUGAAUGCCAGUGAAAAUGAGGCCCUCAAGAGACUGGAGGCUACCCUGAAGGAGAUAGAGGACAUGAAAUCUGCAACUCAAGCGGCCCUUAAGAAAGCGGAGAUGGCUGAGGCAGCCAAGAAGGCAGUUGAGGGAGAACUUAGAAGAUGGCGUGAAAGGGAACAAAAGAAGGCAGCAGAAGCAGCAACCCGCAUUCUUGCAGAAACAGAGAAGAAGUCAUUUGAAUCAUCUCCCCAUCAUUACCAAAUCCAAAAGCCAAGGCCUCAAGAGAAAGUGAUUGAAGCAAGAAAGCUGGAAAAAGCGAAGACAUCCAUCAACAAGAAAGUACUGAUGCCUAGUCUGAGCAGUGUGUUUAAUAAGAAGAAAAACAAAGUCGAGGGUGGUUCUCCUUCGUACUUGCCUGGUGAGAAGCCUGUUUGGUGAGUGUGAUUAUCAAAUUUUUGUGCAGUAUAAUUAAGAUCGAGAGAAACUGGUUCUGUACAUUUGAGACCACCGGAUAUUCAUUAGCAAAGUCGGGUGAUACUGACUGCUUAACAGACUUGGGUAAUUAUUUGAAACUUUGGUGGUGUAUCGACGAUGUAAAUGGCUGCUAGCGAGAAAAAUGUAGAGAGCCACUGGUGUUACAGUGAAGACGGCUGCAAUAAUAAUUUUCUGUGCUCAGGUUUGCCUGGGGUGAAACUUUUUA